Vanderwaltozyma polyspora DSM 70294 is the source of this 744-nucleotide messenger RNA. RefSeq names its product phosphoglycerate mutase GPM1 (gene GPM1). Bases 1 to 744 code for a protein of 247 amino acids. The transcript has a single exon. NCBI's taxonomy places the organism in Eukaryota, Fungi, Ascomycota, Saccharomycetes, Saccharomycetales, Saccharomycetaceae. Gene Ontology annotation, molecular function: intramolecular phosphotransferase activity. The record is from RefSeq and is a predicted model, not a curated record. Gene Ontology annotation, biological process: glycolytic process.
AUGCCAAAGUUAAUUUUAGUUAGACACGGUCAAUCCGAAUGGAACGAAAAGAACUUAUUCACCGGUUGGGUUGAUGUUAAAUUAUCUGCCAAGGGUGAACAAGAAGCCGCUAGAGCCGGUCAAUUGUUGAAGGAAAAGAAUGUCCACCCAGAUAUCUUAUACACCUCCAAGUUGACCAGAGCUAUCCAAACCGCUAACAUCGCUUUGGCUAACGCUGACAGAGUCUGGAUCCCAGUCAAGAGAUCCUGGAGAUUGAACGAAAGACACUACGGUGCUUUACAAGGUAAGGACAAGGCUGAAACCUUGGAAACUUACGGUGAAGAAAAAUUCAACACCUGGAGAAGAUCUUUCGAUGUCCCACCACCAGUCAUCGAAGCUGACUCUCCAUUCUCUCAAAAGGGUGAUGAAAGAUACAGAGACGUUGAUCCAAAUGUCUUACCACAAACUGAAUCUUUGGCUUUAGUCAUCGACAGAUUGUUGCCAUACUGGCAAGAUGUUAUCGCCAAGGACUUGUUGGAUGGUAAGACCGUUAUGGUCGCCGCCCACGGUAACUCUUUGAGAGCCUUGGUUAAGCACUUGGAAGGUAUUUCCGAUGCUGACAUUGCUAAGUUGAACAUCCCAACUGGUAUCCCAUUAGUCUUCGAAUUAGAUGAAAACUUGAAACCAUCUAAGCCAUCUUACUACUUGGACCCAGAAGCUGCUGCCGCUGGUGCCGCUGCUGUUGCCGCUCAAGGUAAGAAAUAA